Molecule: messenger RNA, 1459 nt
Organism: Trichoplusia ni (cabbage looper)
Lineage: Eukaryota; Metazoa; Arthropoda; Insecta; Lepidoptera; Noctuidae
Product: chaoptin-like
Molecular function (GO): protein binding
Source: RefSeq, a predicted model, not a curated record
UCUUAAUAGACUUAUUAAGAAAAAUUAUGACCUGUUUUAUAGAUAAAAUUCAGGAUUUUACUGUUAAAAAUUAGUCCAGUUAGUUUAUACUAUGUAGUUAUGGUGCCUCUUUUAAAUCAACCAAUAACUAACACAAAACUAAGGCACCUAUUAAUAGCAGAAGACACGGAAAACAUAUUCAGUUAAUUAAUUUUCAUAAACUUCAUACUAAUAUAAUAGAAAAGUCAUUAUUGCACACCACAUAACUACAUGACUCGAAAAGUAACACAGUGCCGCAAUACACUAAGCUUAGACCGAAAACAAGAAUCUCAACAAACAUUAUCUUUAUAUUUAACUCAAUAAUUAAUUUCCAUUCAUAGGCCUCCUCAUCACAACCCUUAUCAUGUUCACGGAGCAAUGCACUGUGACCUUCAUCAACAACAAGUGUCGCUACAACAUGGUCUGCGUCAACACCCUUGACAACAACAACCAAGGCUGGAACAGAUUCCGUCACGACCCAUACAACAGACCCAUGAACAUGGACGAAGUUGACAUGGAAGCCUGCUCAAGACACAUAACGUACGGAGGAUAUGAACUAGACCCCGUCUAUCUCGUCUUUCGUCACAAAAUCAAAGAUCUCGACACAUCUAAACCAGUUCCGAUAACCUACGAUUAUGGCGGACAAGGUAUCGUCAACGUCAUUUAUUCCCUAGACUUGAGUGAUAACAACUAUGACUACACACCAGUUCUGAAGAGCAUGCAGAAUCUCGCGUUACUUGACUUGUCAAAGAACCAGCUGACUACAGCUGUACUGUCGAAUUUGUACGCAUUGAAUAGCCUGAAGGAAAUCGAUUUAUCAUACAAUACAAUAAGUGAAAUCCAAGUGAAUACGUUCGACCACCCUUACAGUAGUCUGAACAAAAUAAACCUCUCCCAUAAUUACUUGGUAAAAAUUCCGGAUGCUGUGUUCGAUAGGUUUGGUUAUUUGGAAACUUUGGAUUUGUCUCACAACUACAUUGAAGGCUUGAGUCCAUUUAGUUUCGAAGGCAUCAAGAGUUUGUUGCACCUAAAUAUGUCAAACAACCGCCUUUCAGACAUCAACUCUUCUCUAUUCAGAUUCAGUGAAUUGAAAGUUUUAAGUCUAAGUAACAAUAGAAUAAAAAAUCUAAAGCUAGUUGAUUUCGAAAAAUUAAACAAACUUGAAGUUCUUGAUUUAAGCUCUAACGCUAUACAAACGUUUGAAUUUAAUUUGUUUCAAAACAUGCUUCAGUUGUACAGUCUGGAUUUAAGAAACAAUGUUCUAGAUGUUUUAAACAAAGACACAUUCACUAAUUUACAAUAUUUAAGUAGUAUCGAUCUUUCGAGGAAUAAAUUUAAGUCUUUGCCUAAAGGAUUGUUUAAAAAUAAAACCGUAAAUACUUUCUCUAUUACGGACAAUUUGUUAGAGGCUCUUUGUCUAGAGGCAUGUUCGAUGGUGUGA